AUGGUGACCUUCACCUACCUGGCCGAAAUAGUCGGCAACCUCGCCAUCUUCGGCCUGCUGGCGCAGCUCUGGGCGUUGCCGUUCCUCAUCUACCUCUACGUCGUCGACAUCAACACCGUCAACAAAUGGACAGCCUUCGGUCAUGACCGUGCUGCUCGCCUACCCGAGCACGCACGCCAUCCAGGUGGGCUGGAACUCGCGGAACUCGAACUCGACGACAGCCCCCGCUACCGCCGCGGCAACCGCGUUUCGUCUCGCUCUGCGUCGUCAACAUCUUCAUCUACAUCUUCGCCAAGCUCUACUAUAUCCUGCGCAACCGGUACCGGGACCGGAAAUGGAACGCGAUGA
Molecule: messenger RNA, 348 nt
Organism: Rasamsonia emersonii CBS 393.64
Lineage: Eukaryota; Fungi; Ascomycota; Eurotiomycetes; Eurotiales; Trichocomaceae
Exons: 2
Coding region: 1-348 (115 amino acids)
Source: RefSeq, a predicted model, not a curated record